GGACGUUUACCAUGGGCUAUGCUGGGAGCAAAGCCAGGGGCCAUGCAGAGACAGAGGGUGGGAAAGCUGAUUGUCUGUGGUCUUGGGGGUUCCUGUGUUUUCCUAGCAUGUUUAAAUUAAUUCGUGAUGCAAAGUAGAGGUUAGCCAUUGACCUUCUCUAUGUGUCCAUGUUAAUGAGAGGAAAGGAAGGGGAUACAGAGCUGAGCAGGAAUGGAGGAAAGGCAGAACUGGUGCAGAUUAGGUAUCAGAGACGGCAGGUAUCAGAGCACAGCUCCCAGCCAUAGCAGGGUUGUUUUCCUAAGAAAAUCUUUAUUUAACUUCCUAAGCAUGAAUGUUUCCUCCUGCAGCACAGUUACAGUUUCAGUUACAGCCUGAAAAAUAACUAGGCUUUAACACUCGUCUACUUAGUCUCUCCUCCCCUCGAGAGGGUAACAAGCUGCUUCUAAUAUUUGUUGUGUUCAUUAACAGAUGCAGUAGUGACUGCUGAAGACUUCAUAUGCCAGUUACCACUGAAAUAGUUUGUGAGGCUAUUCGAAAUCUGCUUCAACCAACCAGCCAAACAACCCCCUGAAGCCCCAUUGUACCAGACUUCCCCGUGAGCUCGCAGGGACUUUUUUUUUUUUUUUGACAGAAACUUGCGUGUAACUUUCCCUGGAGGAACAGAGGAUUUUUGUGAUUGUUCUUGUGGUAUUUUAAAACUGAGAAACUAAGUAGAGUCUCUUCAGCAGUCAUGAGUGACUGACAGCUCAGAGUUUGUGUGGGUGUGUGUUUGGAAGCUACAAGCAGCUAACACUCACGGCGUGGGAGCCCCCAGAUGGGACUAGAUCCACGCUCCGGUACUCCUUAUGGGUUUGAAGGUAGACUCAUGUACCUACUACCUAAGUUUUCUGUGGCUGAUAUUAUGGUGUGCGUAUAUGGUCCCGUACCAGGCAUCGUGUACAGACUUUCAGUUCUGAUCCAGCCCAAGACACAGUAGCAGGAGCAAACCCAGACACCACGCUGUGGAACGGACUCUCGAUCACCCUGCAGUCUAGGCACUGGGAAGUUACUAUGCAGCUUGGACUGUUUCUGAUGGUGGUUUUUCUAAGCUUGAUGGAUCUGACAGGCAGCAGCAAGGUGGUGAAGGGCAAGAGGCAAAGACGAAUCAGUACCGAGGUGAGCCAGGGCUGUGCGAAAGGCUGUGACCUGUGCUCUGAGUUUCAACGGGUGCCUGAAAUGUUCCCCAAACUCUUCAUACUGCUGGAGAGGAACGACAUCCGACAGAUCGGGAUCUGCCUGCCAUCCUGUCCGCUGGGGUACUUCGGCGUUCAUCCCGACAUGAACAAAUGCAUCAAAUGCAAAAUUGAGAACUGUGAGGCCUGUUUCAGCCGAAACUUUUGCACCAAAUGUAAGGAAGGUUUGUACUUGCACAAAGGGAGAUGUUAUUCCACCUGCCCAGAUGGCUACUCUGCUGCCAAUGGCACCAUGGAGUGCAGCAGUCCUGCACAAUGUGAACUGAGCGAGUGGGGCCCCUGGGGCCCGUGUGCCAAGAAAAGGAAGCUGUGUGGCUUCAAGAAAGGCAACGAAGAGCGAUCACGGAAGAUUCUGCAGGCUCCCUCUGGAGAUGUGUCCGUGUGUCCUGCCACCACAGAGCUCCGGAAAUGCACAGUGCAGAAGAACCAGUGCCCUGAAGGUGAGAAAAAGGAAGAGAAAGGAGCAAGAUAACCGAACGGAAACAGAAACCAGAAAGACACCAAAGAUGCCAAAUCUGGCACCAAGAAAAGGAAAGGCCAGCAGAGAGGGACUGUGGUCCCCAUGACUCCAGCUAGCCCUGCUCAGCUGCCCCUUUACAGUCACAUGAAGGCAAGAUUUCAUUGCUGCUAUGUAUAUGAAAGCUUUAUUGAACCAGAGCACUGCUACACAACAGACACAAUCAGAAAGAUAGACAGACAGACACAGAAACUACACACACACAAAGACUGACAGAGACCACACACAUAAGCAACAUAGACUGCAAAGAGCAAAACUUCUAAGAAGAGUAAGAAAAUAUAAGAGAUGAAGCUUAAAUGCCAAGGACUUUACAAUGGGAAGCUGGGGAGAAAGUGUGAACCAGAGUGGAGGGCAGUGAUGCAAAUAUUCCUGAUUAAGUGUCUCAGAUAGAAGCCAGCCAUGUAAACCCCAGCAUAACGCAGCUUCAGCCAGAGACUAGAACUGAUUUGCUACUAUUCCAAAUCAAAGGAUCUGGAAUCAUGCAAAGGCAGUGGCCUGUUUCUAUUCCUCCUUCCUUUAUUUUGUGUUUUAAGCUGUAAGAGAAUAUAUGUUAAACCUUUGUGAGAAGAGGUCAGAGAUGUCUGCCCUGAAAUGGCUUCAAAAAUUUAUUUCAAAUUAAAAAAAAUCCAACAAAA
This is a messenger RNA of Dermochelys coriacea (leatherback sea turtle), 2384 nucleotides long. RefSeq names its product R-spondin 1 (gene RSPO1). NCBI's taxonomy places the organism in Eukaryota, Metazoa, Chordata, Testudines, Dermochelyidae. The record is from RefSeq and is a predicted model, not a curated record.